Molecule: messenger RNA, 4141 nt
Organism: Ostrea edulis (European flat oyster)
Lineage: Eukaryota; Metazoa; Mollusca; Bivalvia; Ostreida; Ostreidae
Product: isoleucine--tRNA ligase, cytoplasmic-like
Exons: 29
Coding region: 143-3976 (1277 amino acids)
Biological process (GO): isoleucyl-tRNA aminoacylation
Molecular function (GO): ATP binding; isoleucine-tRNA ligase activity; tRNA binding
Source: RefSeq, a predicted model, not a curated record
AUUUAUAAUAGGAUUACUUCCGGUACGCGUGUUUUUACCGGUGAGAGCUGAUGCAACGUUUGUGAAAGUAUUCUUUGAAUCUAUAGCUCUGCAAUGAUCUAUUCUGUUUGAUAUUUAUGUGAUUGAGUGAAAUAUAUUUGAUAUGGCACAAUCAGUUCCAACAACAAACAUUAGCUUCCCGGGUGAAGAGGAAAAAAUUCUGAAAUACUGGAAGGAAAUCGAUGCUUUUCGCACGUCUUUAAAACAGUCAAAAGGAAAACCGCGAUACACAUUCUAUGAUGGUCCCCCAUUCGCCACGGGCUUGCCUCAUUAUGGACACAUCCUGGCCGGAACUAUAAAAGACGUGGUAACCCGCUGGGCUCAUCAGACUGGGUUUCACGUGGACAGACGGUUUGGAUGGGAUUGUCACGGUCUACCGGUGGAAUAUGAGAUUGACAAAACAUUAGGCAUCAAAGGCCCGGAGGAUGUGGAGAAAAUGGGGAUUGCGGCUUAUAACGCGGAGUGCAGGAAGAUCGUCAUGAGAUACUCUACUGACUGGGAAGAGAUUGUGACUCGCCUGGGUCGGUGGAUCGACUUUGAGAACGACUAUAAGACAAUGUAUCCCAGCUUUAUGGAGAGCAUCUGGUGGGUGUUCAAAGAGCUAUACAACAAAGGACUAGUUUAUAAAGGGUCAAAGGUCAUGCCCUUUUCCACUGCCUGCAACACUCCUUUGUCAAACUUUGAGUCGGGACAGAAUUACAAGGAUGUGGUGGAUCCAGCAGUCAUUGUUAAUUUUCCUCUCUUGGAUGACCCUGAUGUUGCGAUCAUUGCCUGGACAACAACACCUUGGACAUUGCCUAGCAACUUAUCUGUGUGUGUGAACCCCGACAUGGACUAUAUCAAGGUCAAAGACAAAUCCACGGGGAAAGUUUACAUCAUGAUGGAAGCCAGACUGGAGGCUCUGUUUAAGAAGGCAGAUGAAUACACAAUCUUAGAGAAAUUUAAGGGGAGGACGCUUGAAGGCAAAAAAUACGAACCAGUUUUUCCGUACUUCAAAUAUAUGAGAGAGCAGACUGGAGCUUUCCGCGUUCUGAUGGAUGACUAUGUCACAGCUGAGAGUGGUACAGGAAUAGUCCACCAGGCACCCUACUUUGGAGAGGAUGAUUACCGAGUGUGUUUGAAGUAUGGCAUCAUCACUCGUGACAUGAAAAUCAUCUGUCCUGUGGAUGCUUCCGGAAAGUUCACCAAUCAGGUCACAGAUUUCAAGGGCCAAUACGUCAAGGAUGCAGACAAGGCUAUUUCAAAGAACCUGAAGGAGAGGGGUCGUUUGGUGCACCAGUCCACAUUUAAACAUAGUUAUCCUUUCUGUUGGAGGUCAGAGACCCCACUGAUUUACAAGGCUGUGCCCAGCUGGUUUGUACGAGUUGAACAGGCGACAACGCAGCUUUUGGAGAACAAUCAGAAAACAUACUGGGUGCCAGACUUUGUAAAGGAGAAGAGGUUCGCAAACUGGCUUCGGGAGGCUCGGGAUUGGGCAAUAUCUCGGAACAGGUACUGGGGAACACCGAUUCCCCUCUGGAUCAGUGAGGACGGAGAAGAGAUUGUUUGUGUUGGGUCCGUGGAAGAACUGAAGAGGCUGUCCGGGGUAGAAGUCAAAGACCUUCAUAGAGAAUCAGUUGACAACAUCACCAUUCCAUCAAAGCUUGGAAAAGGAGUUUUGAGACGAACGUCCGAGGUAUUUGACUGCUGGUUUGAGAGUGGUAGCAUGCCUUACGCCCAGGUCCACUAUCCAUUUGAGCGGAAGAAGGAGUUUGAUGACACGUUCCCUGCCGACUUCAUUGCGGAGGGAAUAGACCAGACCCGAGGAUGGUUCUACACACUGCUCGUCCUCUCUACGCUGCUGUUUGGAAAACCACCAUUCAAGAAUCUGAUUGUCAAUGGAAUUGUGUUGGCAGAAGAUGGAAAUAAGAUGAGCAAAAGACUGAAGAACUACCCAGACCCCAUGCUGAUUGUACACAAAUAUGGAGCAGAUGCACUCAGAUUGUAUUUGUGUAACUCCCCAGCUGUGAAGGCUGAGGGCCUGAAGUUUAAGGAGGAGGGGGUGGAGAGAGUGCUUAAGGAUGUCUUCCUACCGUGGUACAAUGCCUACAGAUUCUUCAUGCAGAAUGUGGACAGAUACCAGACUGAGGAAGGUCUAGAGUUUCUGUACAAUGAGAGCAAGAUCACCAAACGAUCCAAUUACAAAGACCGCUGGAUCAUGUCCCUAGCUCAGUCACUCAUCAAGUUUGUCAGGAUGGAAAUGCAAGCGUAUCGUCUGUACACUGUAAUGCCAAGGCUUGUCAAGUUUGUGGACCAGCUGACCAAUUGGUAUGUCAGAAUGAACAGGAAAAGACUAAAGGGGGAGGGCGGCCUAGACGACUGCAGAGAGGCCCUGGAAACUCUCUUCUCUGUCCUGAUGACCAUGAUCAGACUAAUGGCUCCCAUGAUUCCAUACAUAACAGAACACAUGUUCCAGAACUUGAGGAAGCUGAUAGACCCGAGGUCCGUGGGAGACCAAGACAUCCGCAGCGUCCACUUUCUCCAAAUACCAACCUACCGGGACGAUCUGAUUGACACCUCCAUCGAGAGAGCCGUGUCCCGCAUGCAGUCUGUUAUAGAACUGGGGCGGGUAACCAGAGAGAGAAACACCUUACCCCUCAAGUACCCCCUCAAAGAAGUGGUGGCCAUCCACCGUGACCCAGAGGCACUAGAGGACAUUAAGUCCCUCCAGUCUUACAUCAUGGAGGAGCUGAAUGUCAAAUCAGUCAAGGUCACACAAGACAAAUCCAGUUUCGGGGCACACCUAGUGGCAGAAGCAGAUUUUAAGACACUUGGUGCAAAGUUGAAGGGAGCAAUGAAAACUAUUGCUAAAGCUGCAAAAGAUCUGACUGAUGGUCAGCUUGAAGAGUUCCAGUCAACAGGGAAGAUAACUGUGGCUGGAUAUGAAUUGGUAGAGGGCGACCUGAAACUGAUGUACAAGUUUGACAACACCAAGGACGGCACAAAAAGUUGUUAUGAUGCUCACUCAGAUAGGGAGGUGUUAGUGUUAUUAGACAUAGUUCCGGAUCAGAGCAUGCUUGACGAGGGAGUGGCCAGAGAAGUCAUCAAUCGAGUACAGAAACUACGGCAAAAGGGAGGCUUAGUCCCAUCAGACAAGAUCACGGUGUAUUACAAGGCCUCGGAGAAUCUGGGAAAGAUAAUCAGCGAGUUUAACGAAUACAUCUGUAACGCCAUUAAGCAGCCAUUCUUACCAUUCCCCGUCCCACCGUCAGAGACAGUUUUCCUACAAGAAACCAUGGAUGUGAAGAAAGAAAAACUAGAAAUGGCCAUUGUAAAACAAGGCGAGAGUAGUGGCCCACUAGCGACUGCCAGCUUCCUGUCCCCAGCCCCAGCUAAGAACACUCCGUUCUGUAAGUUUGUGAAUGCCGUCCUGGUGGGCAUGCCCUCGCAGGAGGGGGUGGAGGGAAACCAGGCCACUGUGCUACUAGAAAACCCCACAGGCAAUGGCUUUAAGGACCUCCAACAGCUGAUUGAUCAGAUCAAGGCAGUUUUUGGCGUGAGGGGAAGAAGAGUGAUACUGUACACCGAUUCUGGAUUGAAAAAUGAACUCCCGUCUACCACAAAACCCGCAUCACUGGCCGGUCAGACAUUAUACGUGGGGCCGCUAUCAGGGGCAGAGGGAGUCAGCUACUCAGCAGUGGCGACCCCUGUGUGUCAUUUUGUGAAUGUGGAAUAUUCCAAGGGAGGCAAUAAAAAGGGAACACUAGUUCUGGAAAAUCCCAGAGGAAACACCUUCAAUUUUGAGCAGUUACUUUCACAGGCCUCAGCUGUGUACAGUCUGAAUAGUAAGAACGCAGUGUUAAGUCGGACAAAGGAUAAAACAGGGGCCUUAUCUGCGGAUAGUACAAAGAACAUCAUAGAUUUACACGGCUCAACGCUGCAGCUCCUGAUGCAUUGACAGCUUAAAAGCUAGAACUUACAUUCACAGUGAUGUUUGUACUUAUUCUGAAGAGACAGAAAAACAUGUGAUGCACAGGGAUGAUUAUGAUGAGAUUCUGUGUGAAUAAUAAGAGUGAAUAUUUAAUUAAUAUUAUGAUGGAAUAAUAAAGGAAUUUUCACUUCA